AUGAGCUAUGCAGAAGGCAUACUGCAAGACGAGCAGCUCCACGCAGCACACGAGGCGUCAACGUCAAGGCUUUUAGUCGGGAUCUCUAGCGGAGUGUCACUGCUCGGCGCGCUUAUGAUGAUCGCGCAUUAUCUUGCCUUUCAAGAGUCGCGAAGGUGCGGACGGAGGCUACUUUUUUGCUUGCAUCUAGCAGAUGCAGGUGCUGCAUGCGCUUGGCUUCUGGUAUUUUUCCUACCAAUUCCCGAAGAAGAUGAAGAGCUGAACAGUUUGCCAACAUCGUGGAUAUGCACCACACAGGUAUGUAGCAAUAAAGAUGACCUAGCGUCUUGUUUCUGGACUGGGUGUUUUGCAUUCCAUCUCUUUCAACUGUUGACACGACGGUGUAAGGCGCCAGAGUUAUACGAGGACCGAUAUCACCUUGUUGCGUGGGGAAUACCUAUUGCAGCUGUGGCGCAUUUGUAUACGCAGUCGUGGGCUGGAACAGACCUGGUGGGGGAAAGUGGGCGGCCUUGGUGCUGGAUACGCUCAUGGAGUGACGAUCAGUGGAACGAACAAGCGUUCUACGUCCAGCUUGUUAUCUUUUACGCUCCUGUGGUGCUUACCUUCUUGCACAACCUGGCAACAUACGUGAUGCUGCUGUAUUUAAUGACUGACACCUUGUCGACAAGUAUGGAGACUCGCAUCCACUAUCGUCUUCUGCUCUACAGCUGGGCUUUCUUCCUCCCAAACGUGUGGAUUGUCUUCGCGUUCGCCUACCAAGCAGUGGCCCCCAACCAUUUACUUGAUGCACCACUCCUGUAUUUAAUCAGCUUCUUCACCCCGUUGCAGGGAGCAAUGAAUACUGUCGCGUACGGGAUGAACCGCACGGUGCGUAUGGACACUGAGUGCGGUGCGUUAGUGGUGUCAUUUCUGUCUUUGCGAGAGCGUCGUGAGCUUCGAGCGGUGAAUCGACGAUGGUUGUUUACGUGCACUUGUCUGCAGUUCAAUGACAUUAAUGGCAGCGAAGUACAGCCAAGAAAAUCGGUCUGGAACCUCCGCAGUCGCGCAUUUCGCCAUGCCUGGACCACCUUUAUUCGCCAAACGUGCUAUUCGUUCCUGCCGCUUAUACUAAAAAUGCUUCCUGCUGCUGCAAUGAUGGAGACCAUGGAGCUUAAGAGAGGGUUGUGUUUACAACACCGGACAGCGACCUUCAAAAUCAAUCGGUGUGGAAAUCUGCCCAAUCUGCUGCUGACGGAAGAGCUCAGCGAGCUACGAUCGGAAUUGUUUCGAGCGAACCAAACAGAGUGCUGGAACAUGGCGCUGUAUGGAGGAGGUCCGGGGUACGACGCUACAGGACUUGUCUUCAUGCGCGAGUAUUUUCGAGCUCAGGAGGUUAACUUUCACGCUACAGUGUAUGACAACGAGCCCGGUUGGGAGACUGCGAUCAACGCAGCGGGGCAGACACUGGAUCAACUCGGCCAACGGAAUGUCUCGCUCAACUUCCGGUUUUGUGAUAUUACGCUUGACCUGGGGGCUGUGGAGAACAAGCACGUGCGCCAGUCUCUGAGAACCACUCAACUGCACAUAUUCUCGUUCGUGUGCGUGGAGAACUUCUGUCUGUUGCGUAAUACUGACUACGUGUUCCUGCGCUCGCUUUUCGGAAAGUGUAGCGCCGGCAGCUAUUUCAUCUUUACGGACUCGACACAUCGCCUUUGGCCUGCCAUCUUCGACGUGGCCAACACCAUCGCACCCGAUAGGUUCCGCGUGUGGACGCCUUUCACUCGUAGCUGCCACUACGCGCUUGUCCUGCAGAAACUACCCGACUACUUAAAACCAGCGUCCACAUACCCAUUCUACACCCAAGCGAUGCAAAAACUCGAGGAUUUCCACCGACAUCAACAGAAACACCUUGAAACCAUGCAGACAGACCACUCUACUGUUUUAGCAAGUAUCGAACCUAAUUGA
Molecule: messenger RNA, 1944 nt
Organism: Phytophthora infestans T30-4
Lineage: Eukaryota; Oomycota; Peronosporomycetes; Peronosporales; Peronosporaceae
Exons: 7
Coding region: 1-1944 (647 amino acids)
Biological process (GO): cell surface receptor signaling pathway; adenylate cyclase-activating G protein-coupled receptor signaling pathway
Cellular component (GO): plasma membrane
Molecular function (GO): G protein-coupled receptor activity
Source: RefSeq, a predicted model, not a curated record